This is a messenger RNA of Ochotona curzoniae (black-lipped pika), 1857 nucleotides long. RefSeq names its product nuclear factor, erythroid 2 like 3 (gene NFE2L3). Gene Ontology annotation, molecular function: DNA-binding transcription factor activity, RNA polymerase II-specific; RNA polymerase II cis-regulatory region sequence-specific DNA binding. The transcript is spliced from 3 exons. NCBI's taxonomy places the organism in Eukaryota, Metazoa, Chordata, Mammalia, Lagomorpha, Ochotonidae. The record is from RefSeq and is a predicted model, not a curated record. Gene Ontology annotation, cellular component: nucleus. Gene Ontology annotation, biological process: regulation of transcription by RNA polymerase II. Bases 1 to 1857 code for a protein of 618 amino acids.
AUGAAGCUGCUGAAGCCAUGGGGGACGGCGGGUGGCGGCCUCCUGCAUCUCACGGUCCUGCUGGCGGGGCUCCGCCUGGACCUGGACUUGGAUCUGGACCUGCUGCUGCCACCGUCCUUCCUGCUCCAGGAUGAAGCGCUACUGCUGGGCGACCCAGGCAGCUCCGCCUACGCCCUCAACCCCUUCCCCUGGGACGGCGGGGAACACUCUGGGCAUCUGCACCCCAAGGACCGGGAGCAUGACCCCACUGGGCCUCCCCAGGGCCACUGGCUCCGGGAAGUGCGCGCUCUUGGGGUACCCUUCAUCCCGCGCCUCCGCGUCGAUGCCUGGCUGGUGCACAGCGUGGCGGGCGGGGACACAGACGGGACCCACGGGCUGCUCAGCGCCGCCGCCUCGGCCGGAGGGAUCGGCACCAGUGUGGAUGGCAGCAGCCACGCCGCGCCCGGGAGCAGUGGGGAUUCCCGGUUGGCUAGGAGUAGCCCGGUGACAGCCGCGGGAGAGGACAAGUUACCCGCGGAACCGACGGCUCAGGUGCCGGACGCCGGCGGAGGCGCGAGCCAGAUACAGCUACACGGAACGGAAACACCUUUCUCUCUGGAGGACUUCGUUCAGUUGCUUCCCUCACAGCCCGAGUUCUCACUGGAGGGUCUGGGCCUCUCAUUUGGGGAGAUUUUGCCCUUUCCGAGCAAUGUCACUGAUGGCAUAGACUGCUCAGCACCUCAGCCGACUGAUUUCAGCCAGGCUCUAAGUCACGAUGUCAAUCUUCAGGAGGCCAUGGUGCUGCGUCCCAACAGCACAUUCAGAAGUGACCCUGCAGCAACAACUUUCCAGGUGCAAGAACCAUUUCUGCAGCUUAAUCCUGAGCCAACGUUCCCUGGAGCUGAUCUCAUGAGGCCUCCACCUGACAAUCAUAUACCGGUUCUCACAAGUCCAGACCUACUAUGUGACCUUGAUACAAACAUGUUUGAGGAGAUAAGCUUACUGUCACUGGCCACCCAGGAAGACUUUGAUCCAGGAGAAAUUUCUCAGCUUUUUGAAGAACCAGCUUCUGAUUCUGGCCUCUCCUUAAAUGCAAACCACUAUGGUACCCCUGUCUCAAAGUCAAGUAAUUCCCACUUCAUUCAUGAAGGUGCUACAGGUAGUAAUGGCGAGCUGGACUCGCUUUCCCAUCAUCAGUUAGAAGGGGCUGUGGGAGGAUAUUCCUUAGAACUUAGUCAAUUUUGCCACACAGCAAAUCGUAGCAGUUUUCACCAGGAUCUUACAUUUCAAAAUGUAUUCCACAACCAUACUUACCACUUACAGCCAUAUGCACCAGAAUCCACUUUGGGGACAUCACAGAGAACAAGUGCGUGCCUUGACACAGACACCAACUUGAGCCGCGAUGAGCGGUGUGCCAAAGCCCUGCACAUCCCCUUUACUGUAGAUGAAAUUGUCCGCACGCCCAUCGAUUCCUUCAACAGCAUGUUAAGUAGGUACUAUCUGACCGACUUACAAGUCUCACUCAUCCGUGACAUCAGACGAAGAGGGAAAAAUAAAGUUGCUGCUCAGAACUGUCGGAAGCGCAAAUUAGACAUAAUCUGCAACUUAGAGGAUGACGUAUAUAACUUACAAACCAAGAAGGAAAUUCUUAAAAGUGAGCAAGCCCAAUUUAACAAAGCUAUUAAUGUGAUGAAGCAGAAACUGUGUGACGUUUAUCGUGAUGUUUUCAACAGGCUGAGAGAUGAUCAGGGUAGGCCAGUGAAUCCAAACCAGUAUGUUCUUCAGUGCAGCCGCGAUGGAAGCAUUUUGAUUGUACCCAGAGACCUGGUAGCCUCAGGCCACAAAAAGGACUCUCAAGAGGGGAAAAAGAAAAAGUGA